Syngnathoides biaculeatus (alligator pipefish) is the source of this 1537-nucleotide messenger RNA. RefSeq names its product keratin, type 1, gene c5 (gene krt1-c5). The transcript has 9 exons. Gene Ontology annotation, molecular function: structural molecule activity. Lineage: Eukaryota; Metazoa; Chordata; Actinopteri; Syngnathiformes; Syngnathidae. Bases 130 to 1416 code for a protein of 428 amino acids. The record is from RefSeq and is a predicted model, not a curated record.
CUGCGGGACAGAGAGGCGAUCCUGUGCAGCCGCACUCACCUGCACAGCCCGGGUUCCCACGGCCAGGACGCUUUUGGGAAAAGGGUGAGCAGAUCCGCAGCAGCUCAAACAAACACAACUUGUCUGAGGAUGGCGUCUACGCUGUCUGCACGCAGCUACUCGUUGCGCCUGCCGUCCUUCUCCAGCCUGUCCAUGAGGGACGGCGCUCGGGGCACCGUCCGCUCCAAACCGCCCAUGUCCACAGCCGCCGGCCUAUCACUGUCCCGCUCUGUGUCGGUGGGCAACGGGCUCCACCUGCUGGGAGCCAGUCUGUCCCUCAACGGGCUGGCGGCGGGGACCAGCGAGAAAGAGACCAUGCAGGGCCUGAACGACCGUCUGGCCAACUACCUGGACAAGGUGCGCUCUCUGGAGCGGUCCAACGCAGAGCUGGAGCUGAAGAUCAAGCAGCUGAUGGCGGACAGGCAACCCAAGGGCCACGAUGUGGACAACAUGAUGGCGCAGGCGCACGCCAUCGGACAGGAGGUGAGGAAGAGGACCCUGGAGAAUGCACGCAUCAUGCUGGAGAUCGACAACGCCAAGCUGGCAGCGGAUGACUUCAGGGUCAAGUGGGAGGCGGAGGCUGCCUUGUGUCAGUCGGUAGAACGUGACUGCCAGGCCCUGAGACGAGCGAAGUCUGACCACGAGCAGAUUAUCGCCACGCUGAGAGGGGACCUGGACAGCCUGAAGGAGGAGCUCUAUUUCCUCAAGAAGAACCACGAUGAGGAGAAGAGCACACUGAAGGUCCGCCUGGCCAACGAACAGGUGAACGUGGAGGUGGACGCCGCCCAGGGCCCGGAUCUGGGCGCCAUCAUGGCCGAGCUGAGGGUCCAGUACGAGGGCAUCGCACGCAAGAACAAGGAGGAGGCUGAGACCUGGUACCUCAAGAAGCUGGAUGCAGUGCAGUCGGAGGUGAAGGAGAAUAACGAGGCGCUCCGCUGCGCCCAAAGCGAGCUGAGCGAGAGGCGACGUUUCCUGCAGGCGUUGGAUGUAGAACUGGACAGUGUUCGCAAGCAGGUAGGUGUCCUAGAGGGCAACCUGGGUGAGACGGGCCACAAGUAUUCGGUGGAGAUGGAGCACCUGCAGGCAGUGCUGGCGCAGCUAGAGGACGAGCUGUCACAGCUGCGCUUGGACAUGCAACGGCACAAGACCGACUACGAGCAACUACUGCGCAUCAAGCAGAACCUGGAGAUGGAGAUUGCCACUUACAGGAAGUUGCUGGAGGGAGAGGAACUGGUGAAAGAAAUUCCUCCACCUCCUAAAAAAGACCCUGACGUGCGCACCAGGAAGAUCGUCAAAGUGGUCACUCAGACGAUGGUCAAUGGCAAAGUGGUGGACGAGUCCAGCAAGGUGGAGCAGAUUGAGGAGCGUAAAAAAUGACCCAGUGUGGAGCUGCCCCCCACACCCCUCAAAUGUGCCUUCUGCUCCACAGAUGUUGUCUCACUAUAACCUUAUUUGUUUUCAAUGUAACUCUGCCAAAGGUUGUGACGUACUUCAGAAA